GUUUCCCAUUUGACUUCAAUCGGAUGUGUAUAUCUCCUAACUUUCUACUGAACAGAGGUUUAGACAGGGACAAUAUUGUCACUGAUGCCAUAAGUACUCUGAAGGAUAUCAGUGGUUUGUACUUUAUCAGAAAUGGAAGAGAGGUAUCUGCUGAAUAUAUCUACAAUACAGGAUUGGAAAGAAAUUUUAACAACAGAUUAUCCUGAGUACAAUGAGCCCCUGCAGUUUUUGUGUAACAUAAGUGAUGUUGGCAUAAUUGCUCCAAGUGUCCUCUCAGCACUCUUCUAUCUUUGGUUUACUUUGUGCAUAAUUGGAAAUGGUUUUGUUUUGUUUAUUUUGUUAAAGUGUGAGACUUUAAAAACUGUAACUAACAUAUGUGUCUUAAACCUGGCUUUUUCUGAUACUAUUUUUGCCCUUUCUCUUCCUUUUCUGGCAGUAUAUCAUUCCUCAGAAUGGAUAUUUGGCAAUGCUAUGUGCAAAAUUGUGAAUGGGGUUUAUUUUAUUGGCUUUUACAGCAGUAUUAUGCUACUGACAAUUCUGACACUCGAUCGAUAUCUGGCACUUGUUCACCCACAUUUGGCUUUGAAGAUAAGAACGAGUGGGCAUGCAUCCAUGGUAGUUGGGACAGUGUGGAUAAUCAGCAUUUUGGUUUCUAUACCUGCAUUUCUGUUUCAUGAGACCUGUGACGUUAAAGGCCAAGGGAUUCUUUGUGAAUACCCUCAGCACCCAGAUACAAGAAUUAGAGUCUGGAAGUUGGUAUCUAGCUUUCUGCAACUUGGCCUCUUCUGUCUGUUUCCAUUGAUUGUCAAUGUCUUUUGCUAUGUAAGAAUAAUAAAAGUGUUAUUGUAUUGUAAGGGUAAAAGAAAACACAGGGCUGUUAAAGUAAUACUGUGCAUUGUGUUUGUAUUUUUUCUUAGCUGGACACCAUACAACAUUAUGGUUCUGCUCAAGACCUUCGAAGAACUUAAUGUAGCUUACUUUAUAGAAUGUGAAAUACGUCAUAAAGUUGAUUAUGCUCUGAAUGUUUGUCAUAAUAUAACUUAUUUUCACUGCUGUAUCAAUCCUGUUUUUUAUGCCUUUAUUGGGGCAAGGUUCAGAAGCCACUUGAUAUCUUUGUUUUCUACUGGUAAGGUUAAACGGAGUAGCUGUAUCAGACAGUCUGUCCUGAGCAGUGGCAAUGCUACUGCAGAAUUAUCUCCAUCAUCCUCUUUCAUUCACCCCCAUUCAAUUGCACUCCAUGAACGCAACUAAGAUAUGAUUUGGAUCUUUUCAGACUCAUACAUACUCAAAAAAUAAAUGUGUCUGUAUAAUAAAUGGGAUGAUAACAUGUAGGUGACUGCAGUUAAAGUAACCACUGCAUCUCCUGAAAGAACACCAGGUAAAUAGUCUAAUCUAGAACCAGUGAAUGAAUAAUUACCAUAAUUACCACUUAACACAAUGAAAUGUACAUAUAUUCAGUUUUUUCUUGUUUAAGAAAGUGGGCAGUUAUACACCUACAUGU
Messenger RNA from Protopterus annectens (West African lungfish), 1501 nucleotides. RefSeq names its product C-C chemokine receptor type 5-like. Gene Ontology annotation, biological process: G protein-coupled receptor signaling pathway; immune response; chemotaxis. NCBI's taxonomy places the organism in Eukaryota, Metazoa, Chordata, Ceratodontiformes, Protopteridae. The transcript has 2 exons. Gene Ontology annotation, cellular component: membrane. Bases 133 to 1251 code for a protein of 372 amino acids. Gene Ontology annotation, molecular function: chemokine receptor activity. The record is from RefSeq and is a predicted model, not a curated record.